CACCGGUCAAGUCUUGGCGGAAUCGCUUUCAGGUUUCAGCUUCCACCACUGUAAAGAAGAAGAAGAAGAAGAAGAAGCAGCCAACAAAUUCUCACUUCUCAGUAACCAAAACCCUUCGUUUGAGCUCUCAUUCCAAAUCACAAUCCCUAGCUUUGGUUUCAGCUUGCGCUUCCGAUCCGAGUGAGCAUAUCAGAGCCCUAAAUUGGCGUUGCCGAGGGAUCAAACUCUCUCGCAAUUCUUCAUGGCGCAUCGAAGAACGAAGCUCCUUUUCAUUCUUCUAUGCGCUCUCUGCUAUUCUCUCAAUGCUAUCGCCGGAAAGAGCUACUACGAUAUACUUCAAGUUUCCAAGGGUGCUUCGGAGGAGCAGAUAAAGAGGGCGUAUAGGAAGCUUGCAUUGAAGUACCACCCUGAUAAGAACCAGGGCAAUGAAGAAGCUAAUAAGAAGUUUGCUGAAAUUAGCAAUGCAUAUGAAGUGUUGUCGGAUAGUGAGAAGAGAAACAUUUAUGACAGAUAUGGUGAGGAGGGUUUGAAGCAGCAUGCUGCCAAUGGUGGCAGAGGUGGUGGAAUGGGAAUGAACAUCCAAGACAUUUUUAGCUCUUUCUUUGGUGGUGGUUCGAUGGAGGAGGAAGAGAAGAUUGUGAAAGGUGAUGAUGUGAUUGUUGAAUUGGAUGCAAGCCUUGAAGAUUUAUACAUGGGAGGUUCCUUGAAGGUUUGGAGAGAGAAAAAUGUGUUAAAGCCAGCACCAGGAAAAAGGCGCUGCAACUGUAGAAAUGAGGUUUAUCACAAGCAAAUUGGGCCUGGGAUGUUUCAGCAGAUGACGGAGCAGGUCUGUGAGCAGUGUCCUAAUGUCAAAUAUGUAAGGGAGGGCUAUUUUAUCACCGUUGAUAUAGAGAAAGGCAUGCAAGAUGGGCAGGAGGUACUAUUCUAUGAGGAUGGUGAGCCUAUCAUAGACGGAGAAUCUGGAGAUUUAAGGUUCCGUAUCCGAACUGCACCCCAUGAUGUCUUCAGAAGGGAAGGCAAUGAUUUGCACACCACUGUCACUAUAACCCUGGUUCAAGCCCUUGUUGGAUUCGAGAAGACCAUCAAACAUCUAGAUGAGCAUCUGGUGGACAUAAGCACAAAGGCAAUUACAAAGCCAAAGCAAGUGAAGAAGUUCAAAGGGGAGGGUAUGCCAUUGCAUAUGAGCACGAAGAAAGGAGAUCUUUACGUCACUUUUGAGGUUCUAUUCCCCACAUCACUAACGGAGGAACAAAAAAAACAGAUACAAGCAAUUCUUGGUUAGAAUACGUGUAAGAUACGUUCACGUAAAAUAGAUUCCCCUUCUUUUCUUUCUCUUCUUUCAUGAUGAUGGUCAUUCUGUAAUCCUUGCCUUCCUCUGGAUACUAAUGUCUAAUCAUUGUGGUACUUUCUUUUUGUCAAGAUACGAGGAAAAUAUAACAUUAGCUUAAAAGCAGCAUACAUUCGCCAUGCGUGGUUAAUACA
This is a messenger RNA of Arachis duranensis, 1482 nucleotides long. RefSeq names its product dnaJ protein ERDJ3B. The record is from RefSeq and is a predicted model, not a curated record. NCBI's taxonomy places the organism in Eukaryota, Viridiplantae, Streptophyta, Magnoliopsida, Fabales, Fabaceae. Gene Ontology annotation, biological process: protein folding.